Messenger RNA from Brassicogethes aeneus, 1610 nucleotides. NCBI's taxonomy places the organism in Eukaryota, Metazoa, Arthropoda, Insecta, Coleoptera, Nitidulidae. The record is from the annotation of a GenBank genome assembly.
UCACCUUGACGAUAUUAAUAGAAAAUGUGGCAUAGAGGCUGGAAGUAAGUAUGGAGUGCCGCGUCGUAUCUAUAAUGCUUUCCAUGCGGAGGUUAUAAAGUGGGGUGGCGUUGCUUUUUGCCAGAACCUGAAAAGCCGUGCGAGACGUUGCCGCGUACGAUUUUUGCUCUGUGCUAUAUAGUGUUCUGUGGUGGACUACUGCAUUCUUUGAUGUUCGCGCUUUCUACAAAUAAGUUCAAGAUAUGAAAUUGUCCAACGAUAUGGCGGAUACGGUGCUGAUAAAACAGAAACCGGAAGACCGCAUCGACUACGAGUCGGUCCAGGGAAAGUUCGGUUGGACCUCGAUCGACAACUUCAACGUCCCUUACGUGAUCAGGGCGGGGGAAAAGUUCACGGCCAUCAGGAUAGCCGAGAUGAAGCUGCUGCAGCAGUUCAAGGACUUCUGCAAUAGCGAGGUGUACGGGUGCUUCACGAUCAAGCAGCACAAGAUGACGGCGGCCGAGAUCCGGCUCUUCAACGAGAUCAACAUGUUUCACAGCAACGCGUUCUACGGGAACUACCCGUUCACGGAGAUAGACAACCUGCUGAAGCUGGAGGACGUCGAGAACUUGUACGAUCUGUACAGCUUCAUCAAGUCGGCGUACAACGACCAGGUGUCCGUUUCCGACACGUCGCCCUGCGGUUUCGUCAAGAUGGACGACCAACCGCCAGUGCCGUACGUCGUGGUGAAGGGUCUAAAGUACCUACCGAUGUUCUACUUUGAAGGGGCCCAGGAGUAUCUCGAAGGCAACGCGAUAGAAAUCACGGACUGGCACUUGAGUUACCUGAAGUUCUGCUGCAAGAUCCAAGGGAUCAGGCAGGAGUUCUACUCGUCGGAAAAGUGCCAGGUGGUGGAGUUCGAGGAACUGAAGAAGUUCCUGCCGCCGGAGACGGACUUCAAGUUCGCGUGGCCCAACAACGGCGUCAAGAGUUUCUUCAAGAAGGUCGCGGGCGAGAAGGCCAAGCAGAGAACAGUGCAUUCGGCCAUAAAUAACACAGUGAAUUCGGCCAUAAACAAUACCGUGAACUCGGCCAUUAGCAAUACAGUGAAUUCGGCCAUAAACAAUAACGACGCGCAAUCGCAGACUUUGCUGAAUCAGUACAUGAGUGCGGGGACGAAUAGGACGCAGCAGAUGGCCGCCAGCAACUACCUUCAAAUGUACAACAACUAUCUGAACCAGCAGUUCUACAGUUAUCCGCAAGGGGUCGGGCAAAACGUCCAAAAUAGGUAAUUCAUCGUUGACCAGUCAUUGUGAUUUUAUUGCUAAGUUACCAAAGAGAUUUGAGACGUUUAUUCUUUGGCUUUGUUCCAACUAAGAGUAUCUGUUUGAAAGCUGUUUUUAUCAAUUAUAGGUAUGAUACAGGAUGUAGAUAUGUAAAAAGACGCCGUGUAUAGUUAUUUCUAAAUAAAUCGGAAAUUGUUGAUUGAUCUUUAUAAGAUUGUUUUCUCUGUAGACUGAUUUAAAGAGUUUUUUUUAAUUUAAUGUUAUUUAUGACAGUUUAGGAACUAUCUGUUAUACAGGUACUUGUUAACUUGAAGCCGGAAAGUAUUUUUAUAUGUUUCUUUAAUA